AUGAAGUACGUUUUUGUUUCUGGUGGUGUUAUCAGUGGUAUUGGUAAAGGUAUUUUAGCCUCAUCUACUGGUUUGCUUUUGAAAACCUUGGGUUACAGAGUCACCUCCAUUAAAAUCGAUCCAUAUAUGAAUAUCGAUGCUGGUACUAUGUCCCCUUUGGAACACGGUGAAGUGUUCACCUUGGACGAUGGUGCCGAAUGUGAUUUGGAUCUUGGUAAUUAUGAAAGAUACUUGAACAUCUCAUUGACCAGGGAUCAUAAUAUCACCACUGGUAAAGUUUACCAAAAGGUGCUUGAAAAGGAAAGAAGAGGGGAUUACUUGGGUAAAACCGUGCAAAUCGUUCCUCAUUUGACUAAUGAAAUUCAAGAUUGGAUCGAACGUACCGCCAGAAUCCCGGUUGAUAACUCUGGUGAAGAACCAGACAUUUGUAUUGUUGAAUUGGGUGGUACUGUCGGUGAUAUUGAAAGUGCCCCAUUCAUUGAGGCUGUCAGACAGUUCCAAUUCAGAGUUGGUUCCGAAAACUUUGCAUUGGUUCAUGUCUGUUUGGUUCCAGUUAUCAAUGGUGAACAAAAAACCAAACCAACACAAGCUGCCAUCAAAGAUUUGAGAUCAUUGGGUUUAACCCCAGAUCUCAUUGCUUGUCGUUGUCCAAAGGAAUUGGAACCAACCACUAUGAGCAAAAUCUCCAUGUUUUGUCAUGUUGGUCCAGACCAUGUUUUGGGGGUUCAUGAUUUGAAUUCCACUUAUCAUGUACCAUUGUUGUUGAAAGAACAAAAAUUAGAUGAAUUCUUGGUCAAGAAAUUCGGUCUCGGUGACAGCAACUUGUCUCAAGAAAGAAUUACCAAGGGUGAAGAUUUACUUAAGAGAUGGUCUGAUUUGUGCUCUUCUGUUGAAAAGUCUUUGGAAGUCGUUAAUAUUGCUGUUGUUGGUAAGUACACCAACUUGCAUGAUAGUUACUUAUCAGUUAUCAAAUCUUUGGAACACUCUUCCAUGAAGAUUGGUAGAAAAAUGAACAUUACUUGGAUUGAGUCUACCGAUUUGGAAAAGGGUGUUGCUAGCGAAGAGGUGUACAAUGAAAACUGGGCUAAAUUGAAGGCUGCCGAUGGUGUUUUGGUUCCAGGUGGGUUUGGAUCCAGAGGCAUUGAAGGUAUGAUUGCUGCUGCUAACUACGCCAGAACCAACAAGGUUCCAUACUUGGGGGUUUGUUUGGGUUUGCAAGUUGCUGUUAUUGAAUUUGUGAGAAAUAUUCUUGGUAUUGAAGGUGCCACUUCUCAAGAAUUCGACGAAUCUACUCCUGAAGACAAGCGUGCUAUUGUCUACAUGCCAGAGAUUGACAAAAACAAAUUGGGAGGUACCAUGAGAUUGGGUCUUAGAUCCACCAAAUUCCAACCUAACUCUGAAUGGAGCAAAAUCAGACAAUUGUACGGCGGCAAACCUGAAGUUUUUGAAAGACAUCGUCACAGAUAUGAAGUCAACCCUAAAUUGGUUUCCGAAAUUGAAAACCAUGGCUUGAGCUUUGUUGGUAAAGAUGAAAACCAUCUUAGAAUGGAAAUCUUUGAAUUAAAAGAUGAAUCUCACCCAUACUAUGUUGCUGCUCAAUACCACCCUGAAUACUUGUCUAAGGUUUUAGAGCCAUCUAGACCAUUCUUGGGUCUUGUAGCUGCUGCAGCCGGAGUCUUGGACAAGUUGUUGGCAGAUGAACAACUCAAUUCUGGCUCAAAGGCGGAUUUCUAA
Saccharomycopsis crataegensis is the source of this 1734-nucleotide messenger RNA. RefSeq names its product CTP synthase. Gene Ontology annotation, biological process: CTP biosynthetic process; pyrimidine nucleobase biosynthetic process. The transcript has a single exon. Lineage: Eukaryota; Fungi; Ascomycota; Saccharomycetes; Ascoideales; Saccharomycopsidaceae. Gene Ontology annotation, cellular component: cytoplasm; cytoophidium. The record is from RefSeq and is a predicted model, not a curated record. Bases 1 to 1734 code for a protein of 577 amino acids. Gene Ontology annotation, molecular function: identical protein binding; CTP synthase activity.